AUGUUCUCCACCUUCUCCGCCAAUCUCAACUCCACUGAUCGCCCCUCGGAGAAACCCGCCGCCGCACCUCGUCCCAAGCGUAAUCAAGUUGUGCGAGCUUGCGACUGGUGCCGUCUCAAUCGCAUCAAGUGCGACGACAAACAGCCUUGUCAGAAUUGCCGGAACCAUGGCGGCUACUGCAGUAAUACCAAGCAAUUUGAAGCCCCUUCACUCCCUGCCGCGAAUCGGGAGAUACAUCGUUUGCGCAACCGACUCAAGGAUUACCAGGAGCAACUGGAUAAAGUAACCGAGGAGUCAAAAAGGCACGCGACAGACGCCGAAUCCCCGUCCCGACAAUCCUCCAAUGCCUCCAAUUCCACCUCUCCCGGUAUCGCAUUUUUCAUGGAGCUUCCACAUUCGCAUCGCAAGACAUGGGACGGCCUUCAAAAGCCGGAGUCGCGAACGGGUCGGCUGAUCCAUUAUGGCCCUCUCUCCUCGUCGUACAUGGUGAUGCGUUUGAACCGGUAUAUGUCCGAAUCGUUCAACCAACUACAUCUCAAAUCUCUUCUUCCGGUCCGCCUCUCGCAGCUACACCGUCACUCACCCACCGUUUCACAGGAGCAGUUGUCGGACGAAAUGGAACCUCCCAGCCUUCGUUUGGGACUGGCCGAGGUGGAGGACCUCUCGCGAGAACAAGAAGAGCACUUCCUGGUCCUUCUGUGGCAGGCCUAUCAUUGCAUGUACCCCAUUGUUGCAGAAGAGGAAUUCCGAGAGUACUACGGUUCUCUUUGGGCUGGAACCAACGGACAAGCCCCGCGCCAGCCCUCCGCUCUUGUGGAUAGCUUGUUGGCCGUCUGCAUGCAGUACGGCAGCACUUUUCUGGUCGACGAUGAGGACGUGACGAAUGGCGAGACAGAAACGCAGGCUGCCAAAUGUACUACCGCCGCGCAUACUUUCUACCGUCGGAGUCAGCGCGCACUGAUGGAGUCCUUGGAGCAUCCUUCGAUCCCGUCCCUGCAGAGCCAUAUUUACUGCAUCAUCUACCUAUACAACACCGCGAAUCUAGACACCGGUCAUGCUCUCCUCGGACUGGCCAUUAGAGUUGCUCAGAUGUUGCGCUUGCACAUACGUCCUCUGGGGCCUCUCCCGAAAACGACGCAGGAGCUGUAUUCUCGGAUCUGGUGGACGUUGUACCAGUUGGACAGCCAGAUCUCGAUGACUCUCGGCCGCCCGCCGCUGAUCAAUCCGAAUGAGGUCGGAUGUGCGAUACCCACAGACAUGGGUGACGCGGUGCAAUUGUCACCCACGGUGUUAAUAUCGCCUCCCGAAGAGGAAAUAGGUUGGCUCAGCUUCCACGUACAGUACAUUCGCCUGAUGGCCGCGGCGCGCGGGGUCAACGCUGCGUUUGGUGCGCGCUGUGCCGAAGUGUUACAGACGAAAAAUAUCCAAGAUAUCCAUGAGGAUCCACCCACCCUCGAGCUGCUCGGAAGCUUUCUGGGAAGCGGAGUCCGUGCGAUGUACGACUGGGUGCAGACCGUGCCGCGGUCUCUCAAGAAUCAACGCAAGGGCUCAGGCGAGGCUUUUUCGACAGACCGUACGUCACUCAAUCUGAAUCCUGCGAGCCCGCUCUGGUUGCAACGUCAACGGCUUCUCCUGGAGAUCAUAUAUCACCAUCUUCAAAUCGCCACCUUUCGUCCCUUCAUCCGCUUUCCUCCGCGUGGCGCGUCCCUCACACCACUGUCAGAUAGUCAUAGUAUUUCUGCUCUCAACCACGCUGUUGUGGUGACCAAUAUAUUAAACCAGGUCCUGUCGGAGACGGAUCUACUUUGUGGAUGGACGCCAGCUUUCCAGUAUCAGUGGGAUGCUACCAUCUGCAUCCUAUCAUUUGUGGUGGCAAACCCUGUGUGUCCUCCAACGCCAGCCGCGCGCAAAAUCUUGCCGAUGGCUCUCCGGAAUCUAGAUACUCUCGGCCAGUCUUUUACCCCUGUCGCUAAUACCAUUCAGGUUGCCUGGGAGCAGUUCCGUUCCAGCUCAACCCCGCGUGGGUGGUCCCAGCUCACGCCUCCAAGCCAGAGCGCCUCAGACACAGCUGUGCUGCCCCCGGUGUCGGUGCGGUCUUCCACUGGCAUCAUCACCACCACUAGGAUGCCCAGCAUUGGACCGGGUGUGAUUACUUCCACCUCACAGCCAAUCGAUCCAUUUUCUGCAUUGCUAACCCCGACCAAUCUGCCAUCCAAUAUGAUGCUGGGGAACGACUUUUCCGAUCCGGCCACCAUCACUCCCCCAUUGGAUUUCAUGGACACAUCUUUCAAUCUACCCAGUGAUCUGUUGGUAGGAACUGGUACACAGUGGAUGUCAAAUGGUGCGAUGUCGUUGGAUUCCUGGGAGGAAUAUGGGUCUCAAUGA
Molecule: messenger RNA, 2385 nt
Organism: Penicillium cinerascens
Lineage: Eukaryota; Fungi; Ascomycota; Eurotiomycetes; Eurotiales; Aspergillaceae
Product: Zn(II)2Cys6 transcription factor
Exons: 2
Coding region: 1-2385 (794 amino acids)
Biological process (GO): DNA-templated transcription; positive regulation of transcription from RNA polymerase II promoter by galactose
Cellular component (GO): nucleus
Molecular function (GO): DNA-binding transcription factor activity, RNA polymerase II-specific; zinc ion binding; RNA polymerase II cis-regulatory region sequence-specific DNA binding
Source: RefSeq, a predicted model, not a curated record